Molecule: messenger RNA, 1731 nt
Organism: Cucurbita moschata (crookneck pumpkin)
Lineage: Eukaryota; Viridiplantae; Streptophyta; Magnoliopsida; Cucurbitales; Cucurbitaceae
Product: GDP-Man:Man(3)GlcNAc(2)-PP-Dol alpha-1,2-mannosyltransferase
Exons: 7
Coding region: 123-1514 (463 amino acids)
Biological process (GO): protein N-linked glycosylation
Cellular component (GO): endoplasmic reticulum membrane
Molecular function (GO): GDP-Man:Man(3)GlcNAc(2)-PP-Dol alpha-1,2-mannosyltransferase activity
Source: RefSeq, a predicted model, not a curated record
CCCUGCCGACUGACCGCAAUGUCCCGGCCUGAAAAGGGAAAGAUAGAUGAUCGAUAACCUACUGCGUGAAUUCGAUUCAUCUCAAGAGCUUCCGAUCGUAUUUCUUGCGAUAUUUGAAGUUAAUGGCUGGAGAGGUGUUGUUGUGGGCGUUGCUCAUAGCUCUCGUUGCCAUAAUUCGAAGAAUUAGUUUAGGAAUUCUGAACAGCCGUCGGAACCGGAAGAGAGCAGUCGGAUUCUUCCAUCCCUACACCAACGAUGGCGGAGGCGGUGAGAGAGUUCUGUGGUGCGCCGUCAAAGCUAUUCAGGAUGAGAACCCUAGCCUUGAAUGCGUCGUCUUCACUGGCGAUCAUGAUGCUUCACCAGAGAGCUUGAUGGCUCGUGCUGUCGAUCGAUUUGGCGUCAAACUUCUUUUUCCACCUAAGGUUGUGCAUCUUUGUAAAAGGAAGUGGAUUGAAGAAACAACUUAUCCUCGCUUCACUAUGAUUGGUCAGAGUUUUGGCUCUAUCUAUCUCUCAUGGGAGGCCUUAUGCAAAUUCACUCCUCUGUAUUAUUUUGACACUAGUGGAUAUGCCUUUACUUAUCCCCUUGCCCGGUUGUUCGGUUGCAUCGUUGUUUGUUAUACACAUUAUCCGACAAUCAGCUUAGACAUGCUAUCUCGGGUUCGUGGGAGGAGUUCAAUGUAUAACAAUGACGCCUUAAUUGCUAAGAGCUCGUGGCUUUCUCAGUGCAAAGUUAUCUAUUAUGUUCUUUUUAGCUGGAUGUAUGGAUUUGUGGGCUCAUUUACACAACUUGCGAUGGUCAAUUCUUCAUGGACUCAAUCUCACAUCGAAAAACUAUGGAGAAUUCCUGACCGUAUAAAACGAGUCUAUCCCCCAUGUGAUACUUCUGUAUUACAGGCACUUCCUUUAGAACGACCCACUAAAACUCCCAUAAUUAUAUCUGUUGCUCAAUUUCGUCCAGAAAAGGCGCAUUUACUCCAACUUGAGGCAUUUUCAGCUGCCAUCAAGAAAUUAGAUUCAAGUUCAGUGCGGCCUAAGCUCCAGUUUGUGGGCAGUUGUCGCAAUAAAUCAGAUGAAGAAAGACUCCAAAGUUUGAAAAACAAGGCUAUUGAACUGAAGGUUGACGAGAAUGUGGAAUUCUACAAGAAUUUAAUGUACAGAGACUUGGUGGGACUUCUAGGAGGUUCUGUGGCGGGAAUUCAUUCCAUGACAGAUGAACAUUUUGGAAUAAGCGUGGUAGAAUACAUGGCUGCAGGAGCAAUCCCAAUUGCUCAUAACUCUGCUGGACCAAAGAUGGACAUAGUUCUCGAAGAAGACGAACAACAAACUGGAUUCCUUGCCACCAAUGUGAAUGAAUAUGCAGAUGCUAUUCUACAGGUUGUAAAAAUGCCAGAAACUGAGAGACUCAAAAUGGCUGCUGCGGCAAGGAGGCGUGCAGAGAGAUUUUCUGAGAAGAAGUUUUAUGAAGAUUUCAAGGCAGCAAUCCGACCAAUUUUAGGCUCAAGUUCGAGGUGAGGAGCGAGUAUUUGCACGAACACUGUAACUGAUCUGCUGAUCUGCUUCAUUAUACGAGUUUCUGAAGUCUAAACAAGGCAGGAGGAUUCCGGUAUGGUUGUUCUCUCCUGGUAAUGUGACAAACUCUGAUUUCUCAAAUUUUGGUUUAGAAACUCCAUCUCCCAUUGUACCAUGGACUCCCAACAAUUAGGAAUGGAAAUCAUACGGUUCUUAGGUA